This is a messenger RNA of Acanthopagrus latus (yellowfin seabream), 2822 nucleotides long. RefSeq names its product angiopoietin-like 1a (gene angptl1a). Gene Ontology annotation, biological process: cell surface receptor protein tyrosine kinase signaling pathway. NCBI's taxonomy places the organism in Eukaryota, Metazoa, Chordata, Actinopteri, Spariformes, Sparidae. Bases 367 to 1830 code for a protein of 487 amino acids. The record is from RefSeq and is a predicted model, not a curated record. The transcript has 6 exons.
GCUCAGUGUGUUCGAGCGGCCGGCCAUUGAACCAUGCCCCAGCCUGAGCCCCGGGACAGCUGAGUCUACAGGGAGGAGCACAUCUUUGGAGGAAGUAGGGCCUCGGCAGAAAUAAAGGCGCUUAUAUUGUGAUUUCCAGCUGCAGGACAGAAGGAGUGAGUGGAGGGGAGCACCUCAAAAGACUGGGACAAAGAGAGACAGAGAUGAGUCCUGAUCACUGCGGCCCGUUGAAGACACAACACAGCACACACGUGAAACUAUAACUGCAGGAAACACACCCCCACCACUGGUGACAAAAAAAAAGGGAGGCCUGGGGGGACGGAGCACCAGUAGCUGUCCAUCUAUCCAUCUGACCAGCUUGCAGCAAUGCAGGGGCUGAUGUGGAGCCUAUGCGCUCUGCUUUGCCUCUCUCUCUGGGAGGAAAGUUACUGCAGGAGCUCCAGGGAAGCCCGGAGGACCAAAGUGCCUUCUCUCCACAGGAGUAAAAGAGCCCCUCUGGACCCCAAUGCCAAAAAGUGUUCCUACACUUUCCUUGUGCCUGAGCAGAGAAUCACAGGUCCAAUCUGUGCCAGCACCACAGGACCCGAGCCUGACAAGGACAGAGUGACCCGUAUGGACAUAGCAGAUGUGCGGGAGGUACUCAGCAAACAGCGGCGUGAGAUCGAGACGCUGCAGCUGGUGGUGGAUGUUGAUGGUAACUUGGUGAAUGAGAUGAAGCUGUUGCGGAAAGAGAGCAGGAACAUGAACUCCAGGGUGACCCAACUCUAUAUGCAGCUGCUCCAUGAGAUCAUCAGGAAAAGAGACAACUCUCUGGAGCUAGCCCAGCUGGAAAAUCGCGUCCUCAAUGUGACCUCUGAGAUGAUGCGACUGGCUUCAAGGUACAAGGAGCUGGAGUCCCGGUAUGCCAUAAUGGCCGGGGUGGUCAACAACCAGUCAGUUCUCAUCUCUGCACUGGAGGAGCAGUGUAUGAGGACUCUGGGACGCAGUGAGCUGCCGGUAGUACCCCCACUGGUACAAGUGGUACCGCAGAAUAUACCAGUUAACAAUCGUUUCACCAAUGAGAUACAGAGGGACAAUAACAACCGAGCCUUUCCCAGAGGAUCACGCAUGGACACCCCUACUGCAAGCCCAUUUGGCAUUGACCCUCCACCACCACAGGGAACACUGACUUCUGAUGGUCCCUUCAAGGACUGUUUCCAGGUGCGACAGGCCGGCCAUGCCACCAGUGGGAUGUACCUGCUUAAGACAGACGCCAAUGAUAGGCUGAUCCAAGCCUGGUGUGAACAUGGCCUUGACAAUGGUGGAUGGACGGUGUUGCAGAGGAGGAAGGAUGGCUCUGUUAACUUCUUUCGGAAUUGGGAGAACUACAAGAAAGGAUUUGGCAACAUAGACGGUGAACACUGGCUUGGGCUGGACAACAUCUACAACCUGGGGAAACAGGGCGACUAUAAGCUGAUGGUAGAGCUGGAGGACUGGACAGGGAAGAAGGUGUAUGCCGAGUACAGCAGCUUCCACCUGGAGUCAGAGAGCGAGGGUUAUCGAUUGAGGCUCGGCACCUACCAGGGCAAUGCCGGGGACUCCUUCAGCAGUCACAACGGCAAACAGUUCACCACUCUCGAUCGCGACAAGGACGCAUUUUCUGGUAACUGCGCCCACUUCCAUAAGGGUGGCUGGUGGUACAACGCUUGUGGCCAGACCAACCUGAAUGGCGUAUGGUACAGCGGAGGAGUUUACCGCAGCAAAUUUCAGGAUGGAAUCUUCUGGGCAGAUUACGGUGGAGGUUUCUAUUCCCUCAAGUCAGUCCGCCUCAUGAUCCGACCGAUCGACUGAAACUCUGGACUGUGGUUCCCUUCAAAUGCACCUCCUAAUCUUCAUCUAGUCAUAAACAAAUACUGUAAUGGCAGGACCAGGAAUCUCCUCCAUCGUACAACAGUGCCUUGUAAAAUACAAAGGAGGAAGAGAUGGUCAUUAAAGACUCCAGCACUCUGUGCAGUGGCCCAAGCUGACUCUAACUGUGAGAUGAACACUCAUGCCAUUGCCCUCCUAAAGUAACUGCCUCCACCUUUCCGUCUGGAAAGUAAUGAUCCGUCAAGCUCCCUGGGACCAUUAAGUAUUACUCUCAAGUGCCCUAUCUUACUCACUCUUGUUCAAACUCAGUAUGUAAUAAAGGGAAAUGGUCAUUUACUAAGUAAUUUUCUUCUGAGCAGCUAAUGGUGACUUAUUGAAAGUAGUGUUGCCCAUAUCGAAAGGUACUGGAUGUACUGGGAUGUUUGAUGCAGUUUAAAGGUGUGUUGCCAAUUAGAAAACAUGACAAUCAACCAUUAGAGGACAGGCCUUGUUAAACCUACUGUCUACUUGUUUCUGGGUUUUGUCUGGACUUUUGGAGUUUAUUUUGUUAAACGUGUGCAACAAUGUCCUUUACCAAUGUGCAUGUGGCUGAGCUGGCUUUGGUAUGUAAAUAUCUUUGGCUUUAUUUGUGAAAGGUAAUUUAAGAGGUGUGAUUCAACUCAGGCCAAAUGUUCACAAUGUUGUCACUCUGCCAUUCUUUGUUAUUUAUCAGUGUAUUUAUAGUAAGUAUAGUCAUGGCCAUUUUAUAUCUACCCCUGUAACAAUGCAAUUCUUAAUAUUGUUUAUCCCAUGUAGAGAUACACUAAUGACACUUGAACAGAAGGACAAACACACACAUACAAACACACACACACACACAUCCAGAUUGGAUGUCUUGUUGACUUGAGAACUGAGAAUAUGUGACACGCACUACCUGUUUUCAUCAUUCAAAUUAAAUCCAUUUGUAAACAAUGAAUAGUCUGUCACUCUGUACA